UUGCAGAGGUCGCACAUGCGUAGUGGGACUAUACAUUUGUUGUUUCACUAAAUCCAGGGACCCAUAUAGCAGACUGGAGGUUUUUGUAACCGUUAUCACAGAAAAGUUGAAAGAAAAUUUUAUAAGUCUCACCCUUUUCACUGUGCUUUAUGGUAUUUCAAUAUGGUAAGCAUGAAUGCACUCGAAACUGGGGAGGAUGGAACACGAGAGAUUCCGUGGAGGGAGAGUCUUUCUCCCGAAAGGAUGACUCAAACCUUAGCAUGGGGGAUGCUAAGUCUGAUUCUGUUUAUGAUGGCAGCAAUAUUGGGAAUGACGAUGAUUACAGUAAUAUGUAUGAUGAGUACAAUGAUUUUCAUGAGGGAUCAGAUACGGAAGAGGAUGAUGAAGAUGAAAAUGAGCGUCCAUACACAUCAACUCCACAGUCCAUGCCUUUUAAAUUCAUUAAUGGAAAAGAUGGAAUGGCAACAUGUGAAAAGUGUGGGGCAGUAGGAAUCAAACAUGCCUUCUACUCCAAGUCAAAGCGUUUCUGCAGUCUAUCUUGCUCUCGAAGCUUUGCCACUUCUCAGAGAGAGGGAAAACUGAGCCCCACAGGAAAGGGUGAUAGAGUCAUGUCACCACUGCCUCCCAAAAAGCCAGCAGCAAAGAAGAUAGCAAACCAAGUCCACAACUCAAGACCCGUGGACAAUGUUCCCAGAUCACUAACCAAAAGAACAGGUGGGUUGAAAGGAUUUGACUGGGGACCUUACAUAUCCUCUGGAGGGGCAGAAGCUGCACCUGUUAGCUACUUUAAACAUUGUCCAAUGUUUGAUAGCUGGCACAACAUCACAACAGGGAUGAAGCUUGAAGUCAUCAACUUUGAGUGUGACCUUGCCAGUAAUGCAUUCUGGAUUGCCACAGUCAUUAAAAUAGCAGGGUACAAAGCUUUGAUGCGUUAUGAAGGUUAUAAUGCCAAUGACCCAUCACAUGACUUCUGGAUUAACCUGUGUACAGAGGAAGUACAUCCAGUUGGCUGGUGUGCCACUAGUGGGAAACCCCUUGUUCCUCCGAAGUAUAUACAGAACAAGUAUUUGGAUUGGAAAGAGUACUUGGUGAAAAGACUGACAGGUUCCAGAACACUUCCCAAUAACUUCUACAACAAGGUGGUGGAAUCUAUCAAUAGUCAUGGUUUUAAGCACCACAUGCAGGUAGAAGUGGUGGACAAAAUGUGUGUGUCAGCUAUGCGUGUAGCUAGAGUGGAGGAAAUUAUUGGGGGAAGAUUAAGACUUCAAUAUUCAGACACAAAGGAGGAGGAUGACUUUUGGUGUCAUUGUCGAUCAUCUUUAGUUCACCCUAUUGGCUGGUCCCAGCAAAUGGGACACAAACUACAUGCUACUAAUGAUUACCGAAACAAGUGCUUGAAUAAAAUAGCUGUAGAGAAAUAUGAUGCCAGUGAUGCCACUCCAAGCUUGUUUGCCAAAAUGAAGGAUCCUCCAAAUGGAUUAAAAUUUCAGGUUGGAAUGAAGUUAGAAGCCAUUGAUCCAUUAAACCUAUCUGCUAUUUGUGUUGCCACUGUAAUGAAGGUGCUUAAGAAUAAUUAUCUGAUGAUUGGUAUUGAUGGGUCCAUGGCAGAGAAUGGAUCUGACUGGUUCUGUUAUCAUGCCACCUCACCUUGUAUAUUUCCUGUUGGAUUCUGUGAAAUCAAUGGUUUAGAUCUCACCCCACCCAGAGGUCAUAAAGGUCCAUUUAAAUGGUUUGACUACCUGAAGCAUAUGAAGGCUGUAGCAGCACCUGUCAAACUGUUUGACAAAGACAUACCAAAGCAUGGUUUCAAGAGUGGAAUGAAGAUUGAAGCCGUUGAUUUAAUGGAGCCAAGACUUAUCUGUGUGGGGACUGUUUCAAAAGUGGUUGGCCGCUUGUUGAGAGUUCACUUUGAUGGCUGGGAAAAUGAGUAUGAUCAGUGGGUAGACUGUGAAUCACCCGAUAUGUACCCAGUGGGUUGGUGUGAGGUUAUGGACUACGGUCUGGAAGGACCGAGGGUCAAAGUGGAACAAGUUCAGCAAGUAAUACCUACACAUAAAAUGUCAAAGGAGCAGAAGAAACGCAAAGGCAAAACCCAGAUAUACAAAGGCCCAAGAAAGAGUAAGAAAACCGAGAGGAAGACCAAGCUUGGCUCCCCAUUAGCUGACCAGCAGCAUCGGUCUCUACAGGAGAACAACCGUGAUCAGGGAUUUUUGUCCUAUGGCAGCCGCACUCGUCCAGCCCACCACAGUCUGCCACCGCUAGUGGAUCCUGUGGUGUCAUCAGUUGCUAAAGGACCAUCAGAAAUGGAGACUUCAGACACAAGCACCAACGAUGGACCACCACAAUUAAGUCCUCACUCCAUUACAGAAAACCAGUCAAAACCCACGUCACAAACUACAGUUCAUUCUGAAAGCCAAUCAAAGUCAUUGUCACAAAUAUAUAUUAAACAGGAACCGUUGGACACAUCCCAUAAUCAGUCCAAUUCUAGCAUUACCACUUCACCUAAUGGAAAAACAGCCCUGUCUAAUCUCUUGCUGUCCAAAACCACUAAUCAUGUGAAAACAGUCUCUCCUGCAAAUUCCCAGGUUAAUGAACAAAUGUCAUUACUUGCCACACGCCAGUCAACUGUGACGCCUGACCAGUGGUCUGUGUCUGACGUCUGCUACUUUCUCAAAUCACAUGACUGUGCUUUCUACUGUGAAACCUUUGUGAAAAUGGGAAUUGAUGGUCAGAAGUUGUUAGCCCUAACCAAGGAGCAGAUAGCUAGUAUCACAGGGAUGAAAGUUGGUGCUUCUCUGAAGAUCUCAGAACUUGUUCAGCAACUCAAAUCCAGGUGCAGCAAACAAAAUGUUUAGUUGUACUGGAAGAAAACCUGAGUGUCAGGUGCAAGGCAGCAUAAUUACCCAGACUCCAGGAAGGUCUGUUUCAAAGUGCUUCAGUGUAAUACUUACAUAACCAGCAGAUGAACCUAGUGCAAUUCCAUGCAAAAGUAAUGGUCACUUUCCUUGAAAACUGUCAAUAGUAUUCUUAAUUUCAUUGUGUAAUAGUGGUUUAUUACUGUUGAUUUAUGUUCUUGUACAUUUCUUUACUUUCAUGGAAAUCUGAGCAUAAUUUGUGUACUGUCAUAGCUUUUUGAAGAGCAUUUUAUAUUGUGUAUCUAUGUGCAUGAAUGUGAAUGAAAGGUUCCUGAAUUUUAGAUUGACCUAUUGCAUAAAUAGAUAUCAAGUGAUAAUGUUUUAUUGAUCUGAGAAAAUAAGGGCAUUGAUUUCAUAACGAGGUAAACAAAGAAGUGUACAUAAAUACUCUAUACAUGUGUAGGUCAUUGUAACAGUGAAGAUGGACAUGAGUGUUUGUGUCAAAGAAAAUUUCCAUCGAAAAUAUUUUACAGAAAUAAAAUUUUAUUUGGUAUAUGGCAAUAAAGUAUGUCCAUGGGUUUGGGUGAGGCGGGAUUAUGUCAUGAUUUUAAUGUGAUUUGUACAAAAGUUUAUAAAUAUUUUGUUUAUAAGGAACAUGAAUUGUAUUUAGUUGUUAAAAUUAGAUUGCAGAUUAAGGAAUUUUAUUUUAUUUCUAGUUUAUUUUGUACAAAACUGUAUAUACAAUCUCUAUACAUAUUGAGUAAGAUUUUAUUUUACAUGUUAAUUUCAAUUUAUUAAAAACUCAGUGUUGAGAA
This is a messenger RNA of Ostrea edulis (European flat oyster), 3670 nucleotides long. RefSeq names its product MBT domain-containing protein 1-like. Gene Ontology annotation, cellular component: nucleus. Lineage: Eukaryota; Metazoa; Mollusca; Bivalvia; Ostreida; Ostreidae. Gene Ontology annotation, biological process: regulation of DNA-templated transcription. The coding region runs from base 150 to 2855 and encodes 901 amino acids. The transcript is spliced from 21 exons. The record is from RefSeq and is a predicted model, not a curated record. Gene Ontology annotation, molecular function: zinc ion binding.